This is a messenger RNA of Beta vulgaris subsp. vulgaris (sugar beet), 1762 nucleotides long. RefSeq lists its product as uncharacterized. Gene Ontology annotation, biological process: male meiosis II. NCBI's taxonomy places the organism in Eukaryota, Viridiplantae, Streptophyta, Magnoliopsida, Caryophyllales, Amaranthaceae. Bases 223 to 1566 code for a protein of 447 amino acids. The transcript is spliced from 4 exons. The record is from RefSeq and is a predicted model, not a curated record.
ACUCUUUACACCAACACAACAGAUACUCUGCUUCUGCAUUUCAUCUCCUUCCAUUUCUCCCAAUCUCUCUCUCUCUCUCUCCCUAGAAUGACAAUGCAAUGUUUCUCUCUCUAGAUCAGAAAUCUCAUCUUCUGAGUUUCACUAUUUUACCCUUCACACUGUAAGUAGCAAGAAUUUCACAGCUUUGCUUUGCUACUAUAUCAAAAUCAAUUCUUGAUAAAUAUGGGUUGUUUCACCACCUGUUUCGGCACUUGCAAGCGGGUUCGAAGACGUCGCCGAAGAAGUGCCGUCAACAACAAGCCCUCCCUUCUUGAUCAUCUUCAGAAAUAUGAAUCUGUUGAUGGGUUUCAAGUGCCUAAUUUGAAUGAAGAACAAGAAGAAGAAAAGGAAAUGGGUGAAAAUCAAGUUGAACUUACACCUGAUUCAAAUGAUGAGAAAAGAGAAAAAGUGAAUUCAAGUGAAAGAAAGAAGGUAAGAUUUGAUUUGAAUGUGAAAUUCUAUGAAGAUAUACCUACAUUUGAGGAAGAAGUGACUGGCAAAUUAGAGGAGAACAAUGAAGAAGAGAGAGAGAAGAAAGCACAAAAUAAAACUCAGUAUAAUUCAGAUUCAAGCUCAUCAAGCUUAUUCUCUUUCCCAACAAAUCAUAGAUACAGAAAUUGCAGGGAUAGUGAUGAUGAAUUUGAUGAACUAUUAUUGUCUGAUGAAAGUGGCAUGGAUGAUGAUGAUUAUGAUGAUGAAUAUGAUGAUGAUGAUGAUGAUGAUGGUGAUGAUGAUGAAGUGGAGAGUGAGGUUAAAAAUGAUAAACCUGUGAAGUUUGAAGAUCAAUCAUCAGAAUCAUUGUUUUCACUUUCCUUAGACUCUAGGAAGAAGGGUUUCAAAGCAGAAACAGGGGAUAAAGAGGUAAAUAGUCCAAUGCCCAUCAAGAAUUCAUCUGCAAAUGAGUUGGAUUCGGAGGAAUUUGAUCGAAAUUCGCGCAAAUACGUCGAUUCUGUAUUGAAUCCAGUUGAGAAUCUUACCCAAUGGAAGUUUGUUAAGGCAAGAUCAAAGCUUGCAUCCAAGGAUCAUCAAGCAAAGGAGAAUGUGAUUUCAGGUCAAGAUUUAAGUUUUCCUGUUAAGAAGGAACCAAUUUUGGAGAAAGAUUUGGGAGUUGAUACAAGUCUUUCUAAUUGGUUGGUGAGCUCAGAAGGAACUGGCAAGUAUAAUAGCAGAAGCAGCUCAGUUUCAGUGGGAAAUUCACCUUCUGACAGUAAAAAAAUGUCACCAAAUAAAUUUGAGGAUAGACCUAUUCUAGGAGCUUUGACAGUUGAGGAAAUAAGGCAGAUUUCAGCUUCUUCUUCACCGAGGAAAUCGCCGAGCAAGAGUCCUGAAGAUGUGCCUAUCAUUGGCAGUGUUGGGAGUUACUGGAGUCAUACAGGACAGACUCCUGAAUCAGACUCAAGCACUAGAAGUACCAGAAGCAGAUUUAGAGAGAGUGCUGAAGUAAUUUGGGAUCCAACACCAUUUGAAACAAAGCUGGAGAAAGCACUUGAAAAGGAAGGAAAUGCUCAACAUGUUUUAGCAAUGUGAAGGAGAGGCUGUAUGACAAGAUUUGUACACUUGAACCAAAGACAAAAACAAAAAUAUAAUAAAUUUCUUUUAUUCUUUCAUUUUUUGCCCUAUUGAUGUGGCCAUAUGUGAAUAGGGUUGUGAGUGUGUGACCUUGUAUCUACAUUGUUUGGAAUCUUUGAAGUGCAAUGAACAUCAUGUUGCUUUAUCUAUACAA